Molecule: messenger RNA, 825 nt
Organism: Effrenium voratum
Lineage: Eukaryota; Dinophyceae; Suessiales; Symbiodiniaceae
Source: the annotation of a GenBank genome assembly
AUGCCGCCACUUAGUCAGUUGUUUCCCAGAAGCUCCGUCUUACCACUGUGCGGCCUGACCUGCAGCUUUGCAGCGGCCUACGUGGUUCGCAGGCUGCGCUUGGACCCGGCGCCCGAGGUCUUGGCUUUAGAGCUUGAGCCCGAAGAGCCGGAGCUGCGUUUGCUGCAGCCUCUGGUUGAAGUCCUGCUGCACCUCAACGUGCGGGACGCCUUCUUUGCCUUGCCUGCAGCCUGCCGGACACUGCACCGGGCGUACGGCCGCGAGGUUCAAGCAGCCGUCAAGCAGGGGAUCCUGUGGCCCUUCUCGGCCGACCAGCCGAGCCUCCAGGCGUUGUACGUGUGGUCCCUGCGCGGCUGGGAGGCAUUCUGCAGCGACACGGCGCCACACCGCGCCCUGGCGCUGCCGUGCUGCCGCAAAGGCCCAGUGAUGUGGGCCUUGCAGCACUGCGGCUGGGAAGACCAUGGAGCCAAAGUGCUGCGCACCAUCUUUGCCUGGAAGGCAAACCCCGACGAAUUGGACGAAAACCGCUGGACCCCACUGAUCUGGGCGGCGCACCGCGGACAAACGGCGGUGUGCAGGCAGCUGCUACGUGCAGGCGCCAAUCCAGACCAUAUCGGCGCGGAGGGCUCCUCCGCGCUGAGCGUGGCCUGUCGCUCUGCUCACCUCCUCACGGUGCAGCUGCUGCUCACGACCGGGGCCUCCCCCUACCUGGUGCCCAUUGGCAACGGCAACUUCGAUCAUCACGUGGGAGAGGAGAUUCUGGAGAUGGUGCGGCAGUACCGCUGCGUCAGCCGCAAGCAGACCUUUGUGAUGUCCUGCCGAUAA